AGCCUAUACGACAUUUAUCUACAAUGGCCGUUGCAAGAAAGUAAACUUGUACCUGAAUUAACUGCUGGUACAGGACUCAAAAGGGGAUAUUAUAUAAUUGAGCGGAUACACAGCGAACCAUGGUUGUUCUGGAGCCUGUACAGGCAGCUGUUUGGCAUGCAUUGAACCAUUACGACUACCAUGAUGCUAUAUUUUUAGCAGAGAGAUUAUAUGCAGAAGUAAACAGCGAUGAAGCCCUCUUUCUCCUGGCUACAUGUUACUAUAGAUGUGGUAAACCUAUCAGGGCUUAUACUUUAUUAAAAAGCACUGGAUGCCCCACUCCCCAGUGUAAAUAUCUUAUGGCAAGAUGCUGCCUGGAUCUAAACAAGUUGUCUGAGGCAGAGAUGACUUUGGGGGGUAGUAUUCUGAUGAAAAGUAAAACUCCUGAUGAAUAUAUUGCUGAAUUUGGAGAUGCUGCUAGCUAUGCGUUAGCCCUGCUUGCUCAGAUUUACAGCAAAACAGAUCGCCAAGGCAAGGCAGCUGAUUAUUAUCAAAAGAGUUUAAAGUUAAAUCCUUUCAUGUGGUCAUCUUUUGAAAAACUGUGUCAUUUAGGAGAAAAACCAGAUGCAUCCAGGGUUUUCAAAGUUUCCAGUAGCAACACAGUAGUGGCUCACAACAUUUAUAACUACUCCCACCCUGUAGUGGUCAUCUCCACACCACAGCAACAACAACAGGGUCAGCACUGUCCACAUCCUCAGGAACAACAAACUCCAGCUCCAGUACCACGUGACACGGCAUUUCAGCUGCUGAAUGAUGUUCCUGAAAAUGUCGGUGGUUUGGAUGAAAAUUUCUCCACCCCAGAUCCCCCAGGGUUGGGAGGCCUGGUGUCUGCCCCUGCUGCCCCCAUUACUGCCAAGGGCAUGAGAACGCGGCCCAGGGCAGGGAGAAGUAUCCUAGGGGCGGCUGCUUCAAUAAGCCCACUUACACCUAGUUUUGGAGUACUACCGUUGGAUACUCCCAGUCCUGCCGGGCUCUCCAUCAGUACCUCCCCCUUCAUCACACCACUACCACAGCCCAACUUGGAUUCUCAGGGAUUUGAUUUGAGAGCACCUGCCAAAAAAACUGGAGCACUUAGGAGUCAAGCAGAACCUAAUCGUCCACCAGUGUUUAGUCAGUCGGUAACAUGCAAUACCAAUGCCCAGACUCCCAGUCCACAGUCAGGACCUCAAAAUACCUCUCAAAAUGUGCCACAUCUAAGAAGAAGCUCAAGGUUGUUUACUAAUUCUAAUUCAAAUUCUGUGAAGGAAAAUAAUAAAAGUCAAGGCAGAGGAAAAUUCACUAGUCCGAAAGGCCCAGCUAGAAGAUCAAAAACAAGAACUACAAAAACUCAAGAAAUGAACGAGAUUAACAAAUCAGAAAAUAAGCAGGACUGUGAAAUCCAAAAAUCUGCUACACUCACUUUACAGUCUCAGCAGAAACAAUCUACAGAUGGUCUAAUGUCGCUGCUCCAAGAGUUAGGUAAAGCAUAUCUAGCAUUAGCACAAUAUGACUGCCAGAGGGCGCUGGAGUUGUUUGGCUCUCUCCCUGCACAUCAGCAUCAGACUGGGUGGGUCAUGGCGCAGAUAGGCAGGGCGCAUUUUGAAAUGGCGGAAUAUCAAAAGGCAGAGAAGAUGUUUGAAACCAUGAGAAGAGUAGCCCCACAUUACUUCCACGGACUAGAAAUUUACAGCACCACCUUGUGGCACCUCCAGAAAGAUGUCCAGCUGUCCAAGCUAGCUCAGGAACUUACAGAAUUAGAUAAAGAAGCACCACAGUCGUGGUGUGCCGCAGGCAACUGUUUUAGUCUUCAGCGGGAACAUGACACUGCAAUCAAAUUUUUCCAGAGAGCUGUGCAGGUGGAACCCAGCUUUGCUUAUGCCUACACUCUGCUGGGCCAUGAGUACGUGUUGACUGAGGAGUUUGACAAGGCCAUGUCAUGCUUCAGGAAUGCCAUUAGAGUAGAUCCAAGACAUUAUAAUUCUUGGUAUGGUGUUGGAAUGAUAUUUUAUAAGCAGGAGAAGUUUGGUUUGGCUGAAGUUCACUUCAAGAAAGCUUUAACCAUCAACCCACAAAGUUCAGUUCUUUUAUGUCAUAUUGGAGUGGUUCAACACCAUCUUCAAAAAUCAGACAAUGCAUUAGUUACACUGAAUAAAGCCAUAGCAUCAGAUCCAAAGAACCCUCUGUGCAAGUUCCACAAAGCAUCCAUCCUGUUUGCUAAUGAUAAACACAGGGAAGCAUUAGCUGAAUUAGAAGAGCUUAAACAGAUUGUACCUCGAGAAUCUUUAGUGUACUUUCUUAUAGGAAAAGUUCACAAAAAGUUGGGCAAUACCCACCUGGCCCUAAUGAAUUUUUCCUGGGCAAUGGACCUGGACCCCAAGGGUGCUAACAACCAGAUUAAAGAAGCCAUAGACAAGAGAUAUGUGACGGAGGAGGAACUGGCAGAUACCAGUGAGGCAGUUGAUGUUGGUCACCCAGCAGUGGCCUCUGGUGUCCAGGACAGCUCAAUGGACACUGAUGAUGUCCAGCUCCAGGCUGUGGAGAGCGAUGAAAGUCUGUGAUAACAGCCACAUCCUAGAUGAAUUGAUGAUUUGGGUAAAAAAAACAAAAAAACAGCUGAAGUAUCUCCUCCUAGCUGGUGUGUGAUGUCAAACGAUAGAGAUGUGUAACAAUGGAGAAAUUGUGAAUCUUAUUCAGUGAUUGAUUGAAGAAUUUUUCUGAACUUCCCCUAUGUCCAUGGGUGCUGGUAUCAAAGUGGAAAUAAAUAUUGAGUAGAAAAUUUGUGUUGAGAUGGCACUGUCAUGUGGUCAAAUCUGAACUGUGAGGGUAUAAGAUGACCAAAAUGUUCAGUGCACUCAGAAUUAAAGAUUGAAGGUGAUGCUAAACUUGAUUUAAACAGAGUGAAAUGCCAAUUUCUGACAGAACUUACAUUUAUUUAACUAAUAUUCUCAAUCAAAAACCCAAAUUUUUUUUUCUUUUUUAGAUUUUAAUUGCGAGUUGAAUAUUGCAUCUUAAAGAAAACAUCAUGACCAUACUUGCAAUAACUGCAGUAGCUGCACAUUGAAAUGCAAACUUCUUUGUGGGGAUGUUUUUCUUAGUCUUGUUAUGGAGACAAAUUUUCUAUAAGAACACAGUGGUGGUAAUUAAGCAUAUUCUCAUGCCAUACAGUGCUUAUUUAUUUUUUGCUGAAUUGAUGUUAACAAAGAUGGUCUGUCACGUUUCCCUUAAGCCCAAGAAAGUAGCCUCUAGAUACUUGGUGAAAUCUCUUAGUUUUAGUUUACAAAGUUGAACUUGUGAGUAUUUGUGUAUGUAAAAAAAAUGAGUUGAGUAAGAGUAGCAUUUGAAAGAUUUCAGGUUCCUUGUAGGAAGCCCUACUCUGUAGUAUUUAUAUAGUUUGUCGUUGAACUGGCUGAAGUUUUCAGUCUGAAAUGUAGUUCUGGUGAGCCUUAGAUUAAUUAAUAGGAAGGGGUUAUGUGCUUUAAUUUAGAAAAUGAUUUGGGUUAAAGGGAAUGUUUCUUGCUGUUGAGUCAGUGAUUUAGGUACCUCAAGCUAUAAUGUCCAAUUUCACUAAGUGUAUGAAUGCAUAAUUAUAGCAGUUUGUCAGAAAUUGCUCUAUUUAAAUCUGAUCAGAAAUUAUUUUCAUUCUUGUAGAAAUUAGAUUUAGACCUUAGAGAUCUUAUUUCAGCUUUUUUCGCAUCUUUUGAUUUUUUAAGUUAGGAACGCAUGUGUUAACAUCUAUUCACUACUCUACAAAUAUUUCAAGUUUCACAGAUAGAGAUGAUUUCAGAAGAUCGUGUUCAAUAGGCACCACAUAGGAGUAAUUAUCAAAAUGUAACAGGUUGUAUCUGUUGCCAGUCUGACAGGAUUGCUACUGUAAAUUCAGUAAUCCCAACUUCCACGAGUUUAUCAUUGUGUAGUAGUAUGAUAGAUAUAUUUGGCAAGUUUUAUCCAUUAUAUUUUAAUAAAAUAUCACUUAGCCUUUUGUUUAAUAAUACAGCAGUAUAACUUGCUUUCUUUAUCUAUAAUGUGUACAUUAUAUUAUAUCAUUGGAAGGCAUGCAGUAACUGAAU
Molecule: messenger RNA, 4085 nt
Organism: Lingula anatina
Lineage: Eukaryota; Metazoa; Brachiopoda; Lingulata; Lingulida; Lingulidae
Product: cell division cycle protein 27 homolog
Biological process (GO): anaphase-promoting complex-dependent catabolic process; protein ubiquitination; cell division
Cellular component (GO): cytoplasm; anaphase-promoting complex
Molecular function (GO): protein binding
Source: RefSeq, a predicted model, not a curated record